Messenger RNA from Xiphias gladius (swordfish), 434 nucleotides. It is a transcript of the gene ndufc1, whose product is annotated as NADH:ubiquinone oxidoreductase subunit C1. Bases 95 to 304 code for a protein of 69 amino acids. The transcript is spliced from 4 exons. Gene Ontology annotation, cellular component: mitochondrion. The record is from RefSeq and is a predicted model, not a curated record. NCBI's taxonomy places the organism in Eukaryota, Metazoa, Chordata, Actinopteri, Istiophoriformes, Xiphiidae.
CUCUGGAAAAUCUUUUUAGUCCUGCCAGGAAGUUUAAUCAACCGCGGUGCAACACGAUCGAAUAUCGGACGGAGGUAUCUGUCCAUUGGCUAAAAUGAUUUCCAACCGGUUUCUAUUUAGAGCUAUUUUCGAUAGCAAAGUUGGAUCCAGGUCUUUAUUCACAAGCUCCAAGCCUGACACUGCCGACCCCAACUGGUUGCGAGUUGGCCUUGCCUUUGGAACAUGUGCUUUCCUUUGGGGACUGCUCUUCAGGCAGCACAGCACAGAUGUACAUGAGCACAAAUUGAGAAAUGGCCUGGAAUAACCCACCAAACUGGGGGUUGUCAGGUUCCUUCUAUGGGAUGCACCUGUUUCUCCGCUUGUUUCUGUUUCCACUGUUCCUGAUUCCUCACUCUGCAUUCUGUGUAAAAUAAAAAUAUAUAAUGUGAAACAGA